AUGGCAUCUCCAAAAAGAGCUGUUGCCAUCCCACAUCCGUUCUGCACACCGCAAACGACGCCUAUUGGAAACAGCGAAAAUGUCUCAAGACCGGUUUCGCCUCUUUCAGAGACAGCAACUGGCCUCUCCGUCUUUAAGCAAGGGCUUUUGAUCAACCAAGCUGCAACCUUGCUGUCUGCUUUGACGUCGAGAUUCUCAAAUAACCGUGUCAACAAUACCAAGCAACACUUGGUUGCGUACCUGACCGAAAUCAUCAAGCGAGCCAAGUGCUCCAAAAAAAUCGUUUUGUUGUCGAUUUUCUACUUUCACAAGCUUUACACUUACAAGCUGGACUCUAUCACCAACUUGCCCGAGUUUUCCAGGUGCUCGAAACGCAUAUUUUUAUGCUGUCUCAUUUUAGCCCACAAAUUUCUAAAUGAUCAGACCUUCUCCAUGGCGUCUUGGCAACGCAUCAGUGGCCUUCCAUGCAAGGACCUGUCAACGAUGGAGCGUUGGUGUUUGGCCAAUCUUGACUACGAAUUGUUCACAACCGAAACAGAACUUACAACGUGGUGUGACAAACACAUCUACAAUAAGAUAGUCGACACGGGAAAAGUUGCCAAGAAAAGGCUGAGAGAGUUAGAGGUCACGGCGUCGCCUUUGUUAGCUAAAAGAGCUCGCACAUCAAUAGAAAUUAUCAGCAAAUAG
Messenger RNA from Lachancea sp. 'fantastica', 687 nucleotides. The record is from the annotation of a GenBank genome assembly. NCBI's taxonomy places the organism in Eukaryota, Fungi, Ascomycota, Saccharomycetes, Saccharomycetales, Saccharomycetaceae.